AUGCACUUCACCAACCUUCUCAUCACCUGCCUGGCCACCUUCGCCAUCGCCAGCCCCACCAAGCGCACCGGCGGCUCUGGCGGCUCUGGCGGCUCUGGCGGCUCCACUACCCCCUACGACCCGUGCUCUGGACUCUACGACAGUGCCCAGUGCUGUGCCACUGACGUUCUCGGCGUUGCUGGUCUCAACUGUGACUCACCUUCCGCGGUCCCUACCAGCGCCGCCAACUUCAAGAGCAUCUGCGCCGCGGGUGGCCAGCAAGCCCGCUGCUGUGUCUUGCCUAUUCUUGGCCAGGACGUCCUCUGCCAGACGCCUGUUGGCGUCUAA
This is a messenger RNA of Pseudomassariella vexata, 327 nucleotides long. Its product is annotated as Cerato-ulmin hydrophobin family. NCBI's taxonomy places the organism in Eukaryota, Fungi, Ascomycota, Sordariomycetes, Amphisphaeriales, Pseudomassariaceae. Gene Ontology annotation, cellular component: extracellular region. The transcript has 3 exons. The record is from RefSeq and is a predicted model, not a curated record. The coding region runs from base 1 to 327 and encodes 108 amino acids.